Cyprinodon tularosa is the source of this 2558-nucleotide messenger RNA. RefSeq names its product scavenger receptor class B, member 1 (gene scarb1). The record is from RefSeq and is a predicted model, not a curated record. The transcript is spliced from 14 exons. Gene Ontology annotation, biological process: cholesterol efflux; recognition of apoptotic cell; plasma lipoprotein particle clearance. Gene Ontology annotation, cellular component: cytoplasm; caveola. Lineage: Eukaryota; Metazoa; Chordata; Actinopteri; Cyprinodontiformes; Cyprinodontidae. Bases 101 to 1627 code for a protein of 508 amino acids. Gene Ontology annotation, molecular function: scavenger receptor activity; low-density lipoprotein particle binding; lipid binding.
CAGCAGUUUUCCUGUGACUGCAUCGUUAUCCAUGCUUGGAGCUUAAUAAACAGUACUCUCUUUUUUUUAUUUGUACCACACAAAAAAAUAGUUGUUAAAAAUGGCCAUUGAAAAAUCUAAAAUAGCCAUUGGAUUCAUAGUGGCAGGCGUUCUGAUGCUGCUGUUUGGGAUAAUUACAGCAAUUAUUGGGCCGACAGUUAUGAAGAACGAGGUAGAAAAGAACACCAUCAUUGAUCCAAAGAAUGACCUCUCCUACACCAUGUGGAGGGACCUCCCGGUGCCCUUCUUCAUGUCCGUCUACUUUUUUCACGUCCUCAAUCCUGAAGAGAUCCUGAAAGGAGAGAAGCCCAUGGUGGAGCAGAGAGGACCUUAUGUGUACAGAAAACAGUGUCAGAAGGAGAACAUCACGUUUCACCCCAACAGCACAGUGUCGUACAAAGAAUACAGACAAUACUUCUUUGAGCCCUCCAUGUCUGUAGGGAACGAGUCGGAUGUCAUCACCAUCCCCAACAUGUUGGUGCUGGGUGCAGCGGUGAUGCUGGAGGACAUGCCCUACGCCGUGCGGCUGCUGAUCAGUGCCACCUUCAAGACUUUCAAAGAAGGGCCCUUCCUGACCAAGACGGUGGGAGAACUGAUGUGGGGCUACGACAGCGAUCUGGUCGCGUUUCUCAACAAAUACCUGCCGGGGAUGCUGCCAGCGAGUGGAAAGUUUGGCCUUUUUUCAGAGUUUAAUAACUCAAACACUGGAUUAUUCACAAUCCACACUGGGAAAGAUGACAUCACAAAGGUACACAAAGUUGAUUCCUGGAAUGGCUUAACUGAGCUGAAAUACUGGAAGACGCCUCAGUGUAACAUGAUCAACGGGACGGCCGGGCAGCUGUGGCCACCUUUCAUGACUAAAGAGAGCACUUUAAAUUUCUACAGCCCGGACGCCUGCAGAUCUUUGGAGCUUGUUUAUCAGCGGUCUGGGGAGAUGCAAGGCAUCCCUCUAUAUCGAUUUGUUGCACCUAACACCAUGUUUGCUAACGGGACAGAUUACCCUCCAAAUGAAGGCUUCUGCCCCUGCAGGCAGUCUGGCUUGCUAAAUGUCAGCAGCUGCCGCCACAAUUCCCCCGUCUUCAUCUCUCAUCCUCACUUCUUCAAUGCCGAUCCUGCGCUGCUGGACUACGUGUUGGGUCUCAGCCCUACCGAAGAGGAGCAUGGCCUUUUCAUUGACAUUCACCCACUCACAGGCGUCCCCCUGAACGUGUCCAUCCGUCUGCAGCUCAACCUCUACAUGAAGAGAGUAUCAGGAAUCACAGAAACAGGCAAGAUUUCAGAGGUGGUGAUGCCUAUGCUGUGGUUUGAGGAGAAUGGGUACAUCGAUGGGCCGAUCCUCUCUACGUUUAAAACCCAGCUGGUUAUUCUGCCUGCUGUCAUGGAGUACAUGCAGUACAUCUUCAUAGCCCUCGGCCUGCUAACCAUUGUAGUGGCUGUCUUUGUUUUCUACAAGGUCAAGAGGUCUAGUAAUAGCGCAAUGACUUCUCCAGUCUUAACGAACUACGGGGAAACCAGUAAUGAGCAGGGUAAAGACUCACAUGGCUUUGAAACACAGGAGAAAAGUAGCACUUAUUCAGGGAAAGACUAGUGAAGGUGCCACUGUACCAAGGGAAAUCACUAGCACUUCAACUGGAGAACGAACCCCUCUGCUACAAGUCAAGAAACACUGAUGAACUCCCUGAAAAAGGACCCAGCUUGUAUCGUGUUCUGAGACACAGACUCAGGAUAUGGAACAAGAUGCCAAAAGCCAUGCUAUAUUGGAAAGUUUACAAAACACUCAGCCAAAGAUGCGACUGUUGGCAGAGUGAACGGUCUUACACAUUUUAAAUAUGCUGGGGUUUUUUUCUCUCUCCCUGGUCAUCUCAGCUAUGCUGGACUAUUUUAGAUUUUUAUGACUUCUUCUGCUACAGCAGUGGAAUAUAAACUGCUGUGGAUAAAUGAUUUGGUUUUGACCACAAGGGAACUAGUUUUAUUUUCAGCCAGAUGUUUAGUGUUUUAAACACUGAUGGGCUUUUAUUAUUGAAGAGAAUAGAAAUAGAAAUGUCCUUUAUUGUCCCACAGUGGGGAAAUUUCAGGAAAUUCAUCAUGGGAAUUUGUUUAGUCCAGUUAAUUUCCAAGUUGUUGUAUUUUUCUAUGCACUGAGGAUUCUUAUUAGAAAGUGAGCUUGUUUUUAACCCUUACCACAGUUUUGCACAUCCAGAUGUGACAAUCGGCUGAGAGGACACACACUCCUUCUUAUUUACUACAUACGUCUUUUAUAAGAGUUUAAAUGUGUUUGUUCAACAUGAUGUGGUUAAAGCUGUUAGCGGUUCAGCUGACAUUGCUUGUUUAAAAUUGUUUAAAUGAAGAGAAACGUAUUAUGGAACGAAUUGCACUGAUGAUUGAUAUUAGUUUUGACUGACAGUGUCCAAGAUUUUCACUCCUCCUAAACUUCUUUUCUCAUUUUCAGUGGAUGUCAACUUCUAAUGUCUUUUUUUCCCAUUUGUGGAAGGUUAAAAUGUGAAUAAACUAAUCUUUAA